GAUAGGUCGAUAUUUCGAUAUUGCGAAUAAAGGCGCAGGCGUAAAACAAGCGAGAAAUUAUACGCGAAACACGUCGACGCAGUACAUUGCUGAGGACGAAGUUGUCCCAAAAAGGACCUGCCCUUAACGAGCGACGAAGAGGAACGUCAGUCGGGCGCGCUCUUUCUCUCUCGAUACAUCACUGGUUACAACUCGCCGCCCGAUUGGAGGACGAACAUUGCAUACACACGGAGUAUAAUAUAUAUACGGUGUGCCCACACCAUCGAGUACUAUCGGCGUGCGUACGUCGACACAGAACACGCCGUGAAAACGCAGAGACGAGGACGAGGGGGCAGGCAGAGGGAUAAUGAGGGCGAAGGGACGAGACAAGUAUUUAGCCGCUUUUUCACAUAUGGACGGUCCGGGCACAAUUACAUGGGAAGAGUUUCUCGAGAAUGCAAAAAGAUUUCUUGUUGUCUCAAACAAGAUAUCGGAUGGAUGGGAGCUUCGCGGGAAUAAGCAUAUUCCUGGAGAAGCGUAUUUAUUUAGAAGAACCAAAUCUUUCGAGUCGAGCGACUCCGCUAUGAGAGACGACAAAUCAACCGACAACGACGAGGAAUUACACGUGAAAUUUCAGGAGGAUCCGCACGAGGCUUGUUCCACAAUUGAAACGCCUUUCAUCACUGAGCAUCAUAUUUUGUGGUCCAUGAAUUUCGGCGUUCCAGUUUUCUACUUUAAUAGAUGGAAAUCAGAUUUCCCCGGUAUUAACCCAAUGAGCGUAAAUGAAGCUCAAACUGAUUCCAAAUUAAAUUACAUGGAAUUAUCGCAAGCGAUUCAUCCUAUCAUCGGCACUCCGUUCUUGCAAUUACAUCCGUGUCUUUCGCAAGAUUUGCUGCAAAGUAUGCCGAUGAGCAAGAAUAAACUUGUCAGUUGGCUGAGCUGCGUAGCAUCCGCGGCCAUAAAUCUCCAAAUACAUCCGGAAUAUUACAAGCUGACUUACUGAAGAGUCUAGCCGUCUUAAACUGUCAAAGAAACAAUAAACUUUUAAAUCGCAAA
Cataglyphis hispanica is the source of this 1035-nucleotide messenger RNA. RefSeq names its product ubiquitin-like-conjugating enzyme ATG10 (gene Atg10). The coding region runs from base 347 to 982 and encodes 211 amino acids. NCBI's taxonomy places the organism in Eukaryota, Metazoa, Arthropoda, Insecta, Hymenoptera, Formicidae. The record is from RefSeq and is a predicted model, not a curated record. The transcript is spliced from 5 exons. Gene Ontology annotation, cellular component: intracellular anatomical structure. Gene Ontology annotation, biological process: macroautophagy; protein lipidation; protein modification by small protein conjugation. Gene Ontology annotation, molecular function: Atg12 transferase activity.